AUGAAUUCUUUAAUUUACAUAUUUCUAUUUACCUUGGUCGCAUUAUUACAAACAUCAGUAAAUUCAACUACAACAACAACACUAUAUGUCAAUUUAAAUUCAACAAGUACUAGUGUUGAUUGUGGUAUCGAUAUCACAGUUGCAAAUGCAUGUCCAGAUUUACAAAGCGCAUUGACAUCUUUCACUAAAAGCGGUGUUAUUGGUCCAUUGAUCAUUUUAUUGGCAGGUGGUGUCUAUACUGGACCAGGUAAUGCCAACAUUCAGGUGUACAACCAAACCAUCACCAUUGAUUCUGCCGAUCCUCAAGGCCCAACACCAGUGGCAUUUAACUUGACCACUGCAGGUGCUCCCUACUUUAUCCAAAUUGCACCACCUGCCAAUACCUUGGCAUCGCAGUACGACUCGACCUUUGUCACUUUGACGCACACCUAUGUCACCGACCUCAAGCUUGGCGUUGAUCAGCCUGGUGGCGUCAUUUUUGCCAAUGUCACAUCUGGCAUUGUUGGCAUCUCUCUUGUCAACGAUAACUUUUACAAUAUUAGCUCAAUCGACAUCAUCAACGUUAUAACACCACCCAAUCCUCCAAAUGUCACCAUCACUGAUUGCGAAUUUAGAGAUCUCCAAGCCGGCCAUGCCAUUAUUUCGCUUGUCGGUGCCUCGCUCGCCUUGUCCAAUUCGGUCUUUACGACAAGCUCUGCCCUCUACUUUGUAGCACUCGGUGAGCAAAGUAUUGGCUAUUUCGACAGCAACAACUACGCAUACAAUAGCUUUGUCAACAACAAUGGCGCCAUCAUCUACGUGACCGAAUCAUUUGGCAGCUAUCUCGAAGGCGAAAGAUUCGAAUACAACUAUAUUGGCAAUGGCGCCCUUUUCCAGGUGUACAAUGCAUGGGUUCAAACAGACUCGCUCUUCUUUAUCAACAACAACUCGACGGCCAUUGCAGUAUCUGGUCAGUAUGCUUCCCUAAACAUGACAUACACCAAGAUAUUUUUCAACUUUGGGUCUGUCUAUGGCCAAGUCUAUGUUUCCGACGGCGCCAAUGCAACUCUUAUUGACUGUGUACUCGACAGUGGUGGUGCUUCCUUUGGUGGCGCCCUUGCCUUGAAUGCUACCGCUUAUGUAACACUCGAACGUAUUACCUUGACCAACAACACUGCAUCCAAUGUUGGAGGUGCCAUCUACGCAAACUCUGUCAAAUCUCUUGUUAUUCAAGACUCUGAACUAGCCAACAACCAAGCACAAUCUGUCGGCGGCGGUGGUGCCAUCUACGCCACAAAUUCACCUUCAGUGGCCAUUAGCAACACCGUCAUCGACUCUAACAAUGCCGCUGACGGUGCAGGUAUCACUUGUCAGCAAUCGUCUGUCUUUACACUCGAUACUGUAUCGUUCACCAACAAUACCGAUUCUGCUGCAGAUGCCACCCAAAUAUCUUGUCUUGGUAAUGGUUGUUUAGUUUCUGGCAAUUCAGGUUCAUGUAAUACAAAUGGAUCGCCAACCACAGGUGCUACUGGCAGUACUGGUGGUAGUACAACAGGCAGUACUGGUGGCAGUACAACAGGCGGUGCUGGUAGUACAACAGGCAGUGCUGGUAGUACUGGAGGAAGUACUAGUGGUGGUAGCAGUAAAGGAGGAGAGAAGAAAUUGACCACCGGUCAAAAAAUCGGUAUUGGUGCAGGUGCAGCUGCAGGAGUUGCUGCUAUUGCUGGUAUCAUUAUCGUUGUUGUAAUUAAAAAGCGUUCAGCUGCCUAUCAACCUAUUGUUUAA
This is a messenger RNA of Cavenderia fasciculata, 1764 nucleotides long. RefSeq lists its product as uncharacterized. Lineage: Eukaryota; Evosea; Eumycetozoa; Acytosteliales; Cavenderiaceae. The record is from RefSeq and is a predicted model, not a curated record. Bases 1 to 1764 code for a protein of 587 amino acids. The transcript has a single exon.